Maudiozyma saulgeensis is the source of this 1902-nucleotide messenger RNA. The record is from the annotation of a GenBank genome assembly. Lineage: Eukaryota; Fungi; Ascomycota; Saccharomycetes; Saccharomycetales; Saccharomycetaceae.
AUGGCACUGUUCGAUUUAUUGAAAAAGGAUAAUAAAUCAAGAAAUUCCUUAAAGAGGAAAGAACGUAAUGAUUCUAGUAAAUCUUUAACAAAUAAUUCUCAUGGUUUACUUUCAUCAAAUAUUACAAGACAAUUUUAUAUAACAUUUGCUGAACCUCAUAGAAUUUGGAAACCAAAUGAACAUAUUAUUGGUGAAGCAACUUUAGAGAUUAAGAAAGAUAUUACUAAUAUUGCUAUACGAUUAUCUUUAAUUUGUGAAAUGAAAGUUAAAACAAGAGGGAAUAGUCCAACUACAUUAAUGGCUAAGAAAACAGUACGAUUAAUUGAACGAUCAACUUUUUUAUAUGGAUUUGAUAUGACUCAAGAAAAUAUUUUAAAACAAAAUCAUCAAUCAAUGGAUUCAACAUUAUCUUCGUCUGAUCAAUAUGAUGAAGUGAAAAAUAAUAAUUGCUUAAUUGAUAAAGAUGGAAAUAUUAAAACCAUGAAUGGUUUAACAAAAGGUAUACAUAAGUUCCCAUUUAGAAUAAAAUUACCAAAAAAUAAUAAAAAAUUAUUUAGUUCGAUAAAAUUUGAAAGAGGUUCAAUUGAUUAUUAUAUGCAAUGUACUUUAGAACCUUUAUCUUCAACACAGUCUGAAAAGACUUAUGUUUCAAAGUGUAAAAAUGAAUUUGAAGUUAUUGUGCCUUUAGAUGUAUCAUAUUUACCAAUUCCAAAGACAAAAACUGUUGUAUUACAAUCAUUUACUGGUACGCCAAUGGUACAUAAAAAAUCGAAUUCUUCAGGUGAUGCAGGUUCAUCAUUAUUUUCAAAGUUAACAAACAAAUCAAAUGAUUCAACAGGUUCGGGGAGUUUAUCAACAAAAAAUGAUGCUACUUUAGACAAAACUGUAGCAAUAUCUGUAGGUUUACCAAGAUCUGGUUAUAUUAUGGGAGAAGUCAUCCCAGUUAAAAUUUCUGUAGAUCAUUAUAAACCAUAUUAUCAUGCAGCUGGUGUUAUUGCUACUUUAGUGAGAAUAUGCAGAGUAGGAACAAAUAAUGAAACGGAAGGAAUUGCAAUUGAAAAAUUUAGAAAAGACAUAUGUCAAUGUGUGUCACCUUUAUAUAUAGAUCCUGAAACAUUAAGAUCAAAUGUCUUAGCUCAUUUAAAGGUUCCGUUGGAUGCUUUUGCUACAUUUAAUCCACCAAAUCAAUUAUUUAGCUUUCAAUAUUAUAUUGAGGUAAUGGUAAAUUUAUCAAGAAAAAAUUUAGUUUACACUGAAUCUAAUAAGAUUCUUGGUGGUGCAAUGGAUGAAAACGAUGAAGAAAUUUAUCAAAAUAUGAAUAAUAAAUUUAAAACAAAUAAAAUAUCAUCUUCGAAAUUAUUUGGUAUUGAUAAAAGUAUUCAACAAAAAGUUUCAGCAUUAGUUACUAGUACAGAUAAUAAGAAUGAAUUGUAUGAAGAAGCAGGGACAAUUAGCAUGAACGAUUCAUCUGAUCAUGAUAGUAAAAUAUUGUAUAAGGAUAUGGUUAAUGUAGAGAGUCUCAAAGGAAUGCGAAACGUCACGGGGAUGUCUAUUGAAAUUGUUGUAGGAACUGUGAAGGAAAAUAUAAAACCUGAUAGAUUAGAACCAAUCUCAAAUAUAAGUUCAACUCAAGAAAAUCAAACAAGACAGAAUAUAGUGUCCGAUCAUGAAAGAGAUACGAUCCAAAAAGACCAAGAAAUAAAUGUACCGUCACUAACUACCUCGGAAUUAAACAGUUGGUUAUCGAGUUAUCCAGUUCAUGAUAACUCUUUACCACUUCCAGAAUAUUCUCCGCGUGAAACAUCUACUACAGCCAAACCUAUAACGAUUUCCGAAGAUAAACAGGAAUUAGAAAGAUUGAGACUCCAAGAACUGGAAAGUGAACCACCUGAAAGUUAUUAA